This is a messenger RNA of Dipodomys ordii (Ord's kangaroo rat), 540 nucleotides long. It is a transcript of the gene Iah1, whose product is annotated as isoamyl acetate-hydrolyzing esterase 1 homolog (S. cerevisiae). Bases 1 to 507 code for a protein of 168 amino acids. The transcript is spliced from 3 exons. The record is from RefSeq and is a predicted model, not a curated record. Lineage: Eukaryota; Metazoa; Chordata; Mammalia; Rodentia; Heteromyidae.
AUGCGCAGGGCGAGGCGGCGCGCGCUGCUGGCCGGUGGUCAGAUACCAGAGGACCAAAGGGCCGCGGGCAGGGGCCGCAGGGGGGUAACACCUUUCCCAUCACACGCCAGCGACGUGGAGCCCUUGGUACUAUUCCCUACAUUCCACGCGGGGUCGGCGCUAGUGGACCCUAGACAGGUCAGCACACUCUCCCCAACAGGUUACAAGUUAAAUCGCCUGAACUCUGCUGUUGGUGAAUAUGCCCGUGCGUGUUUACAAGUGGCCCGUGACUGUGGCACUGAGGUCCUGGACCUGUGGACAUUGAUGCAAAAGGACAACCAGGACUUCUCCGCCUACUUGUCCGAUGGACUACACCUGUCACCCAAGGGGAACGAGUUUCUGUUUUUGCAUCUGUGGCCUCUGAUAGAGAAGAGGGUGUCUCAUCUGCCUUUGCUGCUGCCAUAUUGGAAGGAGGUGUCAGAAACUGAGCCUGAACUGAGUCUGUUGGGAGGCGGGGACCACGCGUGAAUCCCAGGGAGCCAGGACUGAUGGGCCAGGUUC